UAUUAUUGAUGGCAAACAAUAGGCAAAUGCAGAUUAGGCUCAGGGAUGAGAUCGAGUCGGUUAUCGGCGACCGUAUGGCCACUCAUGAGGACAGAAAUCGGUGCCAUUAUGUCAACGCAUUCAUUGCCGAAACAUUGCGCUACCGGCCGGUGGCGCCCGGAGGUGUGCCCCAUACGGCCAUGUGCGACACACAUCUAGUCAUAGUUGGCAAUCUUUUGGCCAACAGCAUGGAUGCCAACCUAUGGUCAAACCCUCAUACGUUUGACCCUGAUAGAUUUUUGAACCAGGACGGCACACUCGUCGCGCACGUGCCGGGCUAUGUGGCGUUUGGUGUCGGCCACAGGUCGUGUUUGGGCGAAAAGUUGGCCACCGCUGAGCUAUUCCUAGUGGUCGCCCAUCUUAUAAAAUACACGGCCGGACGUGUGUUUGCCUUAGAGACGGGCAAAGGUGAUGGUAGUGCCGAUCUUGAGAUGGCCGCCGACCAGUUGGUCACCAGCCGACCCAAGCCGUACAAGAUUAUGCUUUUACCAUGUGCUUAA
Molecule: messenger RNA, 539 nt
Organism: Medioppia subpectinata
Lineage: Eukaryota; Metazoa; Arthropoda; Arachnida; Sarcoptiformes; Oppiidae
Source: the annotation of a GenBank genome assembly